Lithohypha guttulata is the source of this 1761-nucleotide messenger RNA. RefSeq lists its product as uncharacterized. The transcript is spliced from 2 exons. NCBI's taxonomy places the organism in Eukaryota, Fungi, Ascomycota, Eurotiomycetes, Chaetothyriales, Trichomeriaceae. The coding region runs from base 1 to 1761 and encodes 586 amino acids. Gene Ontology annotation, molecular function: CoA-ligase activity. The record is from RefSeq and is a predicted model, not a curated record.
AUGACAAUCUGGACGUCUCCACAUCCCGAUCUCGACAUUCCGACACACUGCACGACGUACCAAUACUUCUUUGAAGAAAAUCCAGCAUUAUCUGGGGCAUAUGAAAAUGCUGUCACGAAAGAACGUCUCUCGUUCAAAGAUGUCAAGCACAAAGCUGAGCUAUUGUCGAGUAUCUUCGUCCGCCGCUACAAUCUAAAACCAGACGAGACGGUGAGCUUGUUCUCUAGUAAUAGUGUGUGGUAUCCCGUCGGAGUGUGGGCUACAGUCAGAGCUGGAGGACGUGUCAAUGGAGCUAGUCCAGCCUACAAUGUUGAGGAAACAGUGCAUGCUUUAAAGACAGCUAGGACGAGGAUCUUACUGACAUUGCCAUCCUCCCUGGCGACAGCGAGGCAAGCAGCGACGAAGGUAGGUAUUCCAACAUCGCACAUCUUGCUCCUGGAGGGAAGUGCACCGGGUGUACAGAGCAUUCAGGCACUUAUCACGGAAGCUGAAGCGGAUUCGUCCUUCGAUAUCAUCCCAACAUGGCAAAUACCCAGCAACACCAACAACAAGCAAAUCUGCGGCUACCUCAAUUUCAGCUCAGGCACUACAGGACUACCUAAGGCUGUGAUGCUCUCUCACCACAACAUCAUAGCGCAAUGCUUCCAGCUCCGACAACUCCAAGUCCUCAGUACAGGCGAACCGCCAUCCAAAAUUCAUCCUGAUGGCCUGCCCGAAUACAGGAUCCUGGCAGUCAUGCCCCUCUUCCACAUCACCGGCCUCGUCCGCUUCGUCUCAUACCCAGUCUUCAUGAACGGCCUCUCCGUCAUGCUGCCUCAAUUCACUCUUCCUUCCAUGCUCGAAUCAAUCAUCACCUAUAAAAUCGAAGAACUCAUCCUCGUCCCACCGAUCCUGAUCCGCCUCGUCCAAGACCCAGCCGUGACUCCAUACCUGGAAGACCUCCACAACAUCGUCAAAAGAUGGAGUAGUGGUUCCGCCCCCAUCGCGCCAGAAGUCAUCAAAGCCCUACAACGCAAAUUUCCCGCUACUGGAUUUCGACAGGGCUACGGCGCCACAGAGAGCACAGCAUGUAUCUCAGCACAUCCACCAAGCCAUUUCGACUACAAGUACGCACAUACAGGUGGGAAACUAGUAGCGAACACGAUCGCGAAAGUCGUUGCACUGUCCUCACCGACCAGCGAACCAGACGUUCCUGGGGAGGAAAUCCUCCUCGGCCCAAACGAGACUGGCGAGAUCUGUGCCAAAGGUCCACAGAUCGCAAUGGGAUAUCUCGGCAAUGAAAAAGCUACAAAGGAGACAUUCGACAAAGAUGGCUUUUUGCAUACAGGUGACGUGGGGUAUAUCGACGACGAAGGCCUGAUAGUGAUCAGCGACCGGAUCAAGGAGAUGAUCAAGGUGAGAGGACAGCAGGUUGCGCCUGCGGAGUUGGAGGAUAUAUUGCUAGGACAUGAGGAUGUUGAGGAUUGUGCUGUUAUUGGGAUACCUGAUUCGUAUAGUGGUGAGAUACCGAAGGGGUAUGUCGUGCUUAAGCAGAGAGAUCUGGAGAACGAAGAUACCGGCAGGAGAUUGAUGGAGUAUGUCAAGGCGAAGGUUGUCGGAUAUAAACGAAUAAAAGAGGUUGAAUUUGUGGAGGCUGUGCCUAAGAGUCCGACGGGGAAGCUGUUGAGACGAAUUUUGAAGAGCUGGGAGAGAGGCGAGGAUAACAGUCGAGGGAAAGGUAUGGUGGUGAAAGAGGCAACGAAUGAGAAGGCAAAAUUAUAG